AUGCUGGCUUCACGCGCUGCCCGUCCAGCCACCUCACCGUUAAGAUCAUUUAGCUCGUUAGCCGUUUCCUAUUUUUGUCCCUCCAUCAGAGACAUCACAUUGGAAUCUACCGAGGAGUUCAUCAGACGACAGAAGGAGUUUCGUGAGGACCUUGUUCGUUUGAGAAACCAACAGCAAGAGAGUGUAGAUCAGAAUCAAGAAGCCGUCUCCAAACGCAGUCCUCUAUCCUCACUCAUCUACGGCACCGAUAAAUGCCACGAAUUUGACAAGGAAUUGGCGCGCUCCUUCUCACAAGUCCUGGCGCGUGGUAAGUACGUCCACUCCCUUGUCAUGCACGAAGUCAAGCCCGAUAAGGUCGAUGAAUAUGCGGAUCUGGUGGGCCAGUGGUACCCCCGCAUGGCGAGGAUUCAGGAGAACUGCGUCAACUUGGUGGGCAGUUGGCGGACGCAAGUAGGCGACAGUGAUACGUUUAUCCAUAUCUGGGAAUACCAGCGGUACGAAGGUUACCACUCCUCCCUUCACAAAAUAUCAGAACACGCAGGGUUCCGUGAGUUCGACCGCAAACUCAGGAGCCUUAUCAAAGGCGAGAAGACAUCCCUGAUGCAAGAAUUCUCUUUCUGGCAUACGACCCCACCUCGCCGUCUCGGUGGACUGUUUGAGCUUCGCUCAUACACUCUUUAUCCGGGAAACCUCCUGGAAUGGGAGUUACACUGGCGUCGCAGUCUCUCGGCACGUCGUGAGGUUAUUGAGGGCGUGGGUGCAUGGUUUGUGCAGAUUGGCGACUUGAACACGGUACAUCAACUCUGGCAGUUCGCUAAUCUAGAGCAGCGUAAGGUCUGCCGUGAGCAUGCAUGGAGCCGUGAUGGCUGGGCUGAGACAGUUUACAAGACUGCUCACCUCACCCAAAGCAUGCAAAGCCGAAUUCUUGUCCCGAUGCCGUGGAGCCCCGUCGCUUAA
Messenger RNA from Penicillium cataractarum, 957 nucleotides. RefSeq lists its product as uncharacterized. Bases 1 to 957 code for a protein of 318 amino acids. Gene Ontology annotation, cellular component: mitochondrion. Lineage: Eukaryota; Fungi; Ascomycota; Eurotiomycetes; Eurotiales; Aspergillaceae. The transcript is spliced from 3 exons. The record is from RefSeq and is a predicted model, not a curated record.